CUCCCACCCACCUUCCCUCUCUCGCUCUCCUCUCCCCCCUCAUCCUCAUCAUCCUCCAUGCUCUGUGUAGUGACAGGAUUUGUGUCGGUGCAGAUCGGCUGUGUUUGCGGCUGACGUGAGGAGUUCCCGGCUGAAGCUCCUGCGCACACACACACGCACACACAUAUAUUUUCUGAUCCUCAGAGGUUCCCCGCAAUCUGCCAGAUUUUAAACCAGCCUGCUGUUCUCCGGAUGAGACGGGACCACCUUUUGGGCUCCUGCGUCCUCCUGUGAGAGACGUCGGGAGCCUCGGCAUCAGCCCCUCCGUCCUCCUAUGUAUCCACACGAACCCCGAAUGAGCGCAGUUUCUCCUCAUAAAUGACCGAGCUCCGACCUUCCACCUGCUGCGACGAAAUCUCCGACAUUUAACCAGAAACCGCAAGACACGGAGACUACCUGUUAGCUUCUCCCACCCCCUCCACCUUCUUCUGCUCCUCCGGGCUCCGCUCUGCGCUUUUCCGUGCCCUCGGUGAGAGAGCAGAGGCUGGGAUUUAGGCUGCACACCUACUGACCUACUUCGCGCAAGUUGGGAGUCCGACCAGUGCGGUCUGGCAAAACUGUGCCCUCCACAGCAGCAGCACCAGCAGCAGCAGACGAUGACGGGUGAUGUGGAAACAGUGGUGACCCCGUGGCGAGACCUUCAGUAAAUAAGCAGCAGGGGGAGGUGGGGUAAAGGAGGUGAGAAGGUGAGGAAGAGAAGAAAGCGUGCAGAAGGAGCCAGAGGUGCUGGUGGUGGUGGUGGUGUGUGCGUAUUUGUGCGUGGAGACACAGGAGGAGGUUAUGACCGUGUCUCUUCACCUGGAUCUCGGGCUGAUGCUGCUGCUCCUGUUGGCCUGCUGGCAGACCCCGGGGAUGGUCGGAGGAACUGUGCCAGCAGCCCCGGUGAAUGUAUCGGUGACCCAGCUGAGGGCACACUCGGCCAUGGUGACCUGGAAUGUCCCUCAGGGAGACACCGUCAUUGGAUACGCCAUCUCACAGCAGAGGCAGGACGGCCUGAUGCAGCGCUCCAUACGAGAGGUGAACACGUCCAGCCGCUGGUGUGUGCUGUGGGACCUGGACGAAGACACACACUACAGUGUCCAGGUGCAGUCCGUUGGGCCGCACGGUGACAGCCCACCCAGCCGUGCCGUCCACUUCAGGACUCUGGAGAGGACCGACCAUUAUCCAGCCGGAGUCCUGGACCACCAUGAGCCAGCGAUGGAGGGUCUGGGUAUGACUCCACAACUGGAGACUGGAGAGCUGCUGAUCAUCACCACUGUGCUGUUGCUGUGGGCAGCCGUCAUCGCCCUUUUCUGCCGGCAGUACGACAUCAUCAAAGACAACGACUCCAACGGCACCAAGGAGAAAGCCAAGCGGCCGCUGGUCCGAGCCACUUCCUCCUACUACAAUGCCUCAGCUGGCAGCUCGCCCAUCUACCACAACGGAGCCGUCCGCAGCAGCAGGCUGCACAGGGCCUCCUCCUCCAUCAGCAUCAUCAGGGUCUGAGAUGCGGGUGCCAGAUCCGAGCCUCUUGGACAAGCGAGGAGGAUUUACAAACUCAGAGUCCAAUCUAUUGUAAAAUAUGGGCCGAGUAAGGAACCACUCCAUGCAAAUCAGACUGAAAUGAGAGCGAGGAGCCAUGCUGCGGAGACCGUGGACGGCUGCUGCUCUCUAGUGGCCAGAGACUCCGGGGGGCUCAGAAACAGCUGGAAGAAAGCUGGACUCAUCUGAAGUGCGGCCAAACUAAUCUCCCGUUUUCUUCUCUCUGAUGUCAAAGACUGAAGUGUGAAUAUUUGCCAGCAUGUCGGCCCGACCGUGUGCCAAGUCCCACUCGCCUCAGACUCAUUCAUUUUCAGCAGACGUUCUUUCAUCUCGGGUGUUCAGCUCAUCCCUUUUUCUUUUUACCCGCUGUAGAACCACACGUUUGAAAUCCUGUCUGAUGGUUAUUUAAUGGGAUUUAUUCACAUUACUUUCAUGUUCGGUAGUUUAGCAUCGCGAUUCAAAUCUGUACAUAGGCUGAAGGUGAUUGUAAAGGUAAUUCACAGAAGCAUUUGAAUGUAGGAGGUGGUAGUGGGGAAUUUACAUUGUAAAACAAUUCAUAAUUAGUUUAAUUAAAUCAUUGAAAUUG
Haplochromis burtoni (Burton's mouthbrooder) is the source of this 2146-nucleotide messenger RNA. RefSeq names its product fibronectin type III domain-containing protein 5. Gene Ontology annotation, molecular function: protein binding. The record is from RefSeq and is a predicted model, not a curated record. Lineage: Eukaryota; Metazoa; Chordata; Actinopteri; Cichliformes; Cichlidae. The transcript is spliced from 7 exons. Bases 820 to 1524 code for a protein of 234 amino acids.